This is a messenger RNA of Lolium perenne, 345 nucleotides long. RefSeq names its product ethylene-responsive transcription factor ERF071-like. Lineage: Eukaryota; Viridiplantae; Streptophyta; Magnoliopsida; Poales; Poaceae. The record is from RefSeq and is a predicted model, not a curated record. Gene Ontology annotation, biological process: regulation of DNA-templated transcription. Gene Ontology annotation, molecular function: DNA-binding transcription factor activity; DNA binding.
AUGCCUCCGCGCUGCCGCCCCGCCUCCGGCUACCACGGUGUUCGGGCGCGGACGAGCGGCCGCUUCGAUGCGGAGAUCCGCUUCGGCGAUGAGCGGAUACGCCUCGGAACUUUCGACACCGCGCACGAGGUGGCGCGGGCGUACGACGCCGUCGCCUGGCGCCUCGGACGCUCCCGCCGGACUAUGAACUUUCGUGAUGUCUGGAUGCGGGAGCAGGCGGAGCAGCUCGCGCCGCCGCCACCGGUCAUCACGCGCGAGCAGCAGCGCCGCCAACGGGAGCUCGAGCAGCUCCUCUGCAUCGCCGAGCCUAGGAUGGUCGGCGGCGUGGGGGCCCGACCUGAAUAA